This is a messenger RNA of Scatophagus argus, 5728 nucleotides long. It is a transcript of the gene brd1a, whose product is annotated as bromodomain containing 1a. Bases 1075 to 4848 code for a protein of 1257 amino acids. The record is from RefSeq and is a predicted model, not a curated record. The transcript is spliced from 13 exons. Gene Ontology annotation, molecular function: protein binding. Gene Ontology annotation, cellular component: MOZ/MORF histone acetyltransferase complex. Gene Ontology annotation, biological process: regulation of transcription by RNA polymerase II. Lineage: Eukaryota; Metazoa; Chordata; Actinopteri; Scatophagidae.
CUCAACUUGGAAAGAACCGACUGUUCGUUGAACUAAAGAACAAAAUCGACAUCACAUACGGUAGCUUGUUACUACAAAAUAAUUACUGCUCACCCCGCACAUGACUUCUGGGGUGUGUUGCAUUCACAGUCUGAAGCAACGGUUCGAAUUUCAAAUAAGACCAGUAUUAUUUUAUCAUCCCAACGCGUUGUUACUGCUUUAAACCGAUAGAUUUCUUGUCCACAAGGAAUCCGUAUGGGGAGAAAUGGUCACCAGGGUGGGGCAUUCAGCAGUGGUUUGUUGUUGUUCUGCCUGUGUCCUGGCUGGCCUCUGUGACUAGAGGAGAAAUGCUGAAUCAAUGGCCCAAACCAUGACAGAUAGACAAAUCCAUUUGAAAGUCAUACCCAUUGGUUGUGACUUAACACCCCAGUGCGUAGAGCCAAAACAGAGAUGGGUACCACCUCAUAUAGUGCUACUGCCCCGAUUCGCGCUUUGUUUGGAGCUUUGUUUGUGUACGGCUAGUAAGGUUUGACAAAGGCAAUGCAUUGAUUGUGUGACAGAUGGGCUUUUGUGUGAAAUCUACGACUCACCAGCAACAUGACCUCCAGCGUCACACGUAGAGUAGUGCGUACGGGUGGGAGUUGUCUGGUGAAACGCAUUGUUGUGUUGGGGGAUGAGCCGUUCGUAGUGCUGCUGCUGUUACUGCUUUUUGCUCCUGGUCGACUGUGGCUAACGAUCGACUCAAACCUAUGAAUGGUCCACAAAGCAAAUGAUUGUAUGUUUUCGGUAAAUUUAUUAUCGAAACUUUGCAGGCACCAAGCAGGCAUCUUUGUCUUUUAUUAGUAUCUGAAAAGAUCCCAGUAUCGCUCGUUGGAUGAGAACAUUGUGUGCGGAAUUAGAGCCACUUAGCAGGCCGUAUCGCCAUUGCUUUGUAAGGCUGCUGGCUAGCUACCGUCUUCUUCAGCUAGCAAAACUGUUCGUCAAUCCGAGUAAAAUGUAUUCACCCUCUCAGCCCUUGGUUUAACUUGCCUGACUGCAAGGAUCUCUAACUCUUCCACCACACUCUGUCUCAUCACAGCAACACGGAGCGUCAAGAUGAAGAAGAAAGCUCGGCAGCACCGGGUUUCGGUGCCGCAGAGGCCCUCGUCUCCCAUCAAGCCUUCUCCCAACAAGCAAAUCCUGACUUAUGCCCAGGCACAGCGUAUGGUGGAAUUCGAUAUCGAUGGCCGCAUCCAUCGAAUCAGCAUAUAUGACAAGCUGGAUGUGAUCUCAGAUGAUGACCCCAUGGUGCAGGAGAUGAUGGAGUGCACCAGCAAUAAGGAGAAUGCUGAGAAGCCACAGCAGCAGGUUCUUUUGAGGUCAGUCAGACUAAAAAACAACCAGGAGAAGAGAAACGCUGCACUGGGCAUCACUGGUCAUGGCGAUGGCGGUGGGCAUCAUGCCAGUGUUAAUGCUGGUCCAAAACUUCCAGAGCCUAAAAUUCGUACAGUGGAAUACAACCUUCCAGCAGUUCCUAAGCGUCCAGCUGCCUUUUAUAAAUACACAGAGAAGACAGAGGAAGAGCUGGAUGAGGAAACAGAGUAUGACAUGGAUGAGGAAGAUUAUGCUUGGCUUGAUUUGGUCAAUGAAAAGAGGAGAAGUGAAGGGGUCAGUCAGGUCUCCUAUAAUGUCUUUGAGUUCCUCAUUGACCGCUUUGAGAAAGAGUUGUAUCUGGAGAGCCUGGAUCAAGACAGCGAAAAGCAAGCUCCCAUUGAUGAGGACGCUGUCUGCUGCAUCUGCAUGGAUGGGGAAUGUCACAACAGCAACGCUAUCCUGUUUUGUGACAUGUGUAAUGUGGCUGUGCACCAGGAAUGUUAUGGAGUACCUUAUAUUCCUGAGGGCCAGUGGCUCUGCAGACACUGCCUCCAGUCGUCCACCCAGCCUGCAGACUGCAUACUUUGCCCCAACAAGGGUGGAGCAGUGAAGAAGACAGAUGAUGAUCGCUGGGGCCAUGUGGUGUGCGCACUCUGGGUCCCAGAAGUCGGCUUCUCCAACACCACCUUCAUCGAACCCAUUGAUGGUGUCAAGCACAUUCCGCCAGCCCGCUGGAAGCUGACCUGCUACCUCUGCAAGGAGAAAGGUGUCGGCGCAUGCAUCCAAUGCCACAAAGCCAACUGUUACACCGCCUUUCAUGUUAGCUGUGCCCAAAAGGCUGGCCUCUUUAUGAAGAUGGAGCCAAUCAAAGAGGUAAAAGAAACAGGUGAGCCCACAAUCUCUGUAAGAAAGACAGCCUACUGUGGAGCUCACACACCUAAUGGAUGCGUAAGGAGGCCUCUUACAAUCUAUGAUGAUGCUAAACCCAAAAAUGGACUCUGUAAGAAAGCGGACAAAGGCAAAGGUGACUGUAAAGGACAGUUGAAAGGGAAGCAGAAGAAGAAGAGUAAGAGCAAGAAGCCUGAGCCUGAACCUGAAAGUGAGGAUGCAACCCCUGCUGCUGUGCCUACUUUUCCUGCUCACAGGUUACAAACCAUUAUGAACCAGGUGUCAAUCCAAAAGAAGAAAGCUUUUGUUGAGCUGGUUCUGAAUUACUGGACACUAAAGAGGCAAUCCAGGAAUGGGCUUCCCCUCAUUAGACGCCUUCAAACAAGCCUCCAGUCUCAGAAGAAUGCACAGCCGGUUUGUUCAUCUGGUCAGAAUGAGGAGGAAAACAGGGCACUGAAGGAGCAACUGAAGGAAUGGCACCGCCUCCGACAUGACCUGGAGAGAGCCCGGCUGCUGCUGGAGCUAAUCCGCAAAAGGGAGAAGCUCAAGAGGGAAGAGAUUAAACAGCAGGAAACACUCCUAGAAAUGCAGUUGACUCCAUUCAGUAUUUUGCUCAGAGCACUCUUGGACCAGCUCCAGUCAAAAGACCAGGCCAGGAUCUUCACCCAGCCAGUUGAUGUCAAUGAGGUGCCCGACUACCUUGACCACAUUAAGCACCCAAUGGACUUUUCCACCAUGCGACAACGCAUCGAUGCACAGGGCUACAAUAACUUGGAGCAGUUUGAGAAUGACUUCAACCUUAUUAUUGAUAAUUGCAUGAAAUAUAACUCAAAGGACACGUAUUUUUACCGGGCUGCCGUUCGCCUCCGAGACCAGGGCGGGGCCCUGCUUAGAAAGGCCCGGCGAGAUGUGGAGAAAAUCGGCUUCGACACAGAAACUGGCAUGCAUUUACCUGAAGCUCCUGAAAUUAAAGCCCCACCAUCCUUUUCUUGGGAGGACGUGGACCGCCUACUAGUGCCAGCCAAUCGGCAGCAUCUGUCACUGGACAAGCAGUUGCAGCAGCUCCUGGAGAAGUUUGACCUGACCUGUGCCAUGAAGUCCAGCCCCUCCCGCAGCAAGCGUCUGAAGCUGCUCAAAAAGACCAUCAAUGACGUGCGCAAUGAAAUGAGCCUCAGGAGAGUCCUCCCCUCCCACCACCACUUGGUUUCUUCCACAAUCCCCUCAACAUCUGCAUCAUAUUCAUUAGCUGCCUCCUACCCAGAGCUGGCUAAAUCAAAAGAAGAGAGAUCGAAGCCCAACGGACAUUUCCCUGAUGAUGAGGGAGACAAGUCCCUUCCUCCUAAAUUGGAGCUUUCAGACUCCAUCCCUCCCCUCAUCCACUCAGACGCAGACCCAGAGCCUCCCACCCUCAAACCAAUCGAUGCCGCCCUAGACUGUGAAGACAAGGCUCACAGCAAGAGCAUCAGAUUUGACAGGGAAAUACCAGACCUGCUCUCCUCUACCCCGCACCUCAACGGCUACUCCCAUGAUAGCCUCCAGAACUCUUUGAUGGACGGAGACGUGAGCGUGGUGGCCACGUCGACGCUCGCCGAGCCCACAGGCACGGUUAACCGCCGCACCGCCGUUCUCUUCCGCAAGUCAAAGGCUUCCAGUCUCCACAAGCCGUCGAUGGGCGGAGACGAUUCUACUGAUGAAGUGGAUGGAAAAGAUGAGGGCGGAAAGGAGGAGGAAGAUGAAGACGGCGCACAGCUGGGAUCCAAAUCCUUCCUGUCAGUGGUCAUACCCAGACUAGAGACGCUACUUCACAGCAAGAAGAGGAAGCGUAGCGGCAGCAGAGGCAGCGAGGAGGAGGGAGGAGGGCAUGAAGAGGAGGGAGAGUCCCCUGUGAAACGACUCAACACUGGUCUGUCCAGUGGUUUUCUGGAGGUGGAAGAGGAGAAAGAAGUAGAAGCCUCUAACAGAGCCAGUAGACCUGUGGAGCCACGAAGACGCUGCGCCUCCGAGUCCUCCAUCUCCUCAUGUAGCAGUCUGCCAGGAAGCACCAGCACUAUUCUCAGUCUUCCAAAAUGUGGGAAGGGGAAACCCGCCCUGGUCCGGAGAAACACUGUGGAUGAUAAGAGCGAACUAAUCGCUUGCAUUGAAACCGGGAAUUUUGCAAAAGCUGCACGUAUCGCCGCUGAGGUUGGCAACAGCAAUAUUUGGAUGCCCGCUAGUGCUGCAACAGUUGCAUUGGAACCCCUAAAGCUAGUUUGGGCCAAAUGUAGUGGAUACCCUUCCUACCCUGCCUUGAUCAUCGACCCUCACAUGCCGCGUGUGGGCUGCCAGCACAACGGGGUGUCCAUCCCCAUGCCCCCCAUGGACGUGCUCCGCAUUGGAGAACAGAUGCAGUACAAAGCCGAAGAGAAACUCUACCUCGUCCUCUUCUUCGACAACAAGCGCAGCUGGCAGUGGCUUCCUAGAUCCAAGAUGGUUCCUCUGGGAAUGGACAAGACCAUAGACAAGAUCAAAAUGAUGGAAGGACGCACGUCCAGCAUUCGCAAGGCUGUCCAGAUCGCCUUCAGCCGCGCCAUGAACCACCUGAGCAUCGUACAAGACGAGCCAGUCAGCGACCUCAGUGACGUGGACUGAUGGAAACCAUUGACUCUCUCUGCCCACACACGCGCGCACAUGCGCACACACACACAGAAACUUGUACCUCUCCUGUACCAAAUACGUUCCUUCCUCCAGCCCCUCCCCACCCCCAUCUGUAUCUCUGUCUCUGCCGGAGACUCAAAUGUUUACUGGGCACCUGCUGUAACAGGUGGUGCCUCUUCCUCAUCCAUUCCUACUCGCACACUCCUACCAUGUGCCGAUGAGAUACGGCUGCUGCUGAAAUGAAUGUGUCUAUCUUCUCCUCUCCACCUCCACCUCCAAGCCUGGAGACUGCUCUUUUCUUGUUUAUUUUUAAAUCCAUUGCCUCACUCCAUUCAUCCAUCAAUCAUUUCAAGGCAAAAAACCCCCCCCAAAACAUUGGGGCAUUUUGGUAGCCUUACCAACUGCAUCUGUAGUGUCAGAACUUAACUCUGACCGUCACAUUUUUAGCUGUGGAUGAUAUUCAACUCGUUUUGUUAUUUUGGCAGGUAGCCAAUCAUCAUUUCUGUUAAAAGUUAUUAAAAAUUAAGCAUUUAGUAGCUAGCAAAUUAGCUAAAGUGGAGAAAAAUGUAUGUCUCCUUUUUUUUCUUGCAUCGAAUCAGUUGUAGCCAAAGCCUAGAUUCAUUUCAAGGUCACAUUUACAUACCUGUCAUCUCCAUUUGCAAUCACCUUCCUUUGUAUUUAAGCUGUAAAUAAUCUGUACAGUUGCCGGACACUAACUUAUUUUGUAGUUUUGACAUAAAUGGGUACUGUACAGGAGUUUUCUUAGUAUUUAUACUUGAUGCAUUCUAUUUUGACAGUGCUGUGUGAUUGAGAAGACUAAAAAAAAAAAAAGAAGCCUUAGUGUUAAGGAGAUUAGGGCUAAAAUGUCAUGUUU